Sorex fumeus (smoky shrew) is the source of this 669-nucleotide messenger RNA. RefSeq names its product hes family bHLH transcription factor 5 (gene HES5). The record is from RefSeq and is a predicted model, not a curated record. The transcript is spliced from 3 exons. Gene Ontology annotation, molecular function: protein dimerization activity; DNA-binding transcription factor activity, RNA polymerase II-specific; RNA polymerase II cis-regulatory region sequence-specific DNA binding. Gene Ontology annotation, cellular component: nucleus. Bases 169 to 669 code for a protein of 166 amino acids. Gene Ontology annotation, biological process: regulation of neurogenesis; regulation of transcription by RNA polymerase II; anterior/posterior pattern specification. NCBI's taxonomy places the organism in Eukaryota, Metazoa, Chordata, Mammalia, Eulipotyphla, Soricidae.
UGCGCUGAUGGGCCUGCGCCUUUGUGCGGCCCGCGCGGCCAUUGGCCGCCGAGUGUGGGAACGGCCGCGCUGCCCUGGCCCCAGGCGCCAGCCCGCCGCGCGCGCCUAUAUAAGGGCCCGCGCACCGGGCCCGGGACGCGCCGGCUCGCCCGCCCGCCGCCCGCACGCAUGGCCCCCAGCACCGUGGCCGUGGAGCUGCUCAGCCCCAAAGAGAAAAACCGACUGCGCAAGCCCGUGGUGGAGAAGAUGCGCCGCGACCGCAUCAACAGCAGCAUCGAGCAGCUGAAGCUACUGCUGGGACAGGAGUUCGCGCGGCGCCAGCCCAACUCCAAGCUGGAGAAGGCGGACAUCCUGGAGAUGGCCGUCAGCUAUCUGAAGCACAGCAAAGCGUUCGUCGCCGCCGCGGGCCCCAAGAGUCUGCAGCAGGACUACAGCGAGGGCUACUCGUGGUGCCUGCAGGAGGCCGUGCAGUUCCUGACGCUGCACGCGGCCAGCGACACCCACAGGAAGCUGCUCUACCACUUCCAGCGACCCCCGGCCGCGCCCGCAGCGCCCGCCGCGCCCGCCAAGGAGGCCCCGCCUGCGCCCGCGCUCACCCCGGCCAAGGCCGCCGCCGCCGCCGCCGCCGCCGCCCGCCAGCCCACCAGCGGCCUCUGGAGGCCCUGGUGA